This is a messenger RNA of Brassicogethes aeneus, 1461 nucleotides long. The record is from the annotation of a GenBank genome assembly. Lineage: Eukaryota; Metazoa; Arthropoda; Insecta; Coleoptera; Nitidulidae.
AUGGCCAUUUAUGAUGAUUAUUGCCAAGUCACCCGCAAACACAAACAGUUGAAAGCAUUUAUUAAUGGACAUAUGAUUUAUGAAAUCAUUGUAGUUAAAUUUCCAACCUUGCCGACGCAACAACAAGUGAUUGACCUGAUUCCGAUGCAUAACCUUGGCAAAGCAGUUGUAUCACCAAAAUCAGAAAAAGAUUGGCAUUGUAGCAUGAACUUUUUUGGAAAACAGAUAAAAAAUAGGAAUGAAAUAAAUAGACUGGUGUAUGAUGAUAGAGUAGGGGAAGACAGCUUAGCGAUGUAUUAUGUCAGAAACAAAGUUCAGUUAACGCGAUUGACAGUUAAGGUACCUGCAUUAUUAGGUAAGUUGUGGAGUUAUGAUUUCAUUCCAUGUAGUCUGGAAGACGCGAUGUUGAGAGCGGAAGCGAAUGGAGAAGUAUUAUCUGACUGCAUAGUAUGCGCACUGAUGGGCGAUAACGAGAUUAGGUUUGAGGCUACAAUAAAGAUGGGAUCAGAUGUCAUAAAGGCUACGAACCUGGAAACACCUGAAGACCUUGAAAAUAAAGCCAUUCUAACAGAAUCAGAAUCCAUAGUGAACAAUCUAAACCAAGGAUCAAUAAAAUCCAAGGAGGAAAACAUUUUAAAGGAGAAAGAUAAAAUAAUUCAGCAAUUUUUGGAUGCUACUCAUAAUAUCAAAACAAAAGCACAGCUUGAAGUGCUUCGCAGCUAUUCGGACAACAGUCAAGCUCCCAACGGCAAAACUGUACCAACCACAAACACCUCAGUUGUUCUGGUUUACCCAGACGCUGACAAUGAGCACACUAAGAGUUUUACCUCAGACCAAACAAGAGCCGCAUUAACCACAAUACUAAGACCUAGACAAACAGGCUGCAAGAUUGACAAAGUCAACAAACUACCAGCGGGUGGACUCCGACUGGAGUCCAGCAAAUUUGACUUGAGUGCCCUGAGCACACAGGCUCUAAAAGAGAAAGGCCUGGUACUGAGGGUCCCUACCAAACGACCGGCAAGACUUGCCAUAUAUCAUGUUCCGGCCUUGCUUGAUGCAGAGGAGGUAGAAGAGGCGAUAAUCGCCCAAAAUUCAGACGGGCUAACCAAUGACCAACAGGACAUCCUGAAAGACGGAGUCCUUGUAAAGUUCAAGUUUGGACCAAGAGAUUCCAGCACAGUCCACUGGAUAGUUCAAACAACCCCAAGAGCUCGGAAAAUCAUACUAAAUAACGACCAACUCUACAUUGGCAUGAGCAAAUGUAGAGUGUCAGACCACAUCAGAGUGACCAGGUGUCACAAUUGCCAGCAAUACGGGCACAUGUCCUCAUCAUGCAGAGCCAAAGCACCAGCUUGCGCACAUUGUGCCAAGCAACACAACACUGAUAAAUGUCCCACCAAUAACCAAGACCCAAUAUGCAUCAACUGAAAGGAAAACAUCGCCCUUAUAAAAUUCUUCUGA